Osmia lignaria (orchard mason bee) is the source of this 492-nucleotide messenger RNA. Its product is annotated as nuclear protein 1. The record is from RefSeq and is a predicted model, not a curated record. Gene Ontology annotation, cellular component: nucleus. Gene Ontology annotation, biological process: negative regulation of cell cycle; regulation of transcription by RNA polymerase II; negative regulation of cell population proliferation. Lineage: Eukaryota; Metazoa; Arthropoda; Insecta; Hymenoptera; Megachilidae.
GCUGCAGCCGGGCGCAUCGGAGCAGUAUUGAAACAAAAACGCAAGAAAAGAGACUAUUUCGUUCGCAAGUGAGUGAAUACGCAAAUUACAUUGUAUUACCUCAUGAACAAGCUUAACGACCCGGAAGCAAUGUCGGAUGAGUACGUCGUUGACGAAUACGAGCAUUUCAACUACGAUUACGACAAGCAUAUUUUCACCGGGCAUAGCGGUAAACAACGGAGUAAACGGGAAGCCCUUACUCACACAAAUCACUUUGACCCGUGCGGCCAUUCUAGAAAGAUCAUGACUAAACUGAUGAAUUCCGAGCACAAACGACACCAUCAGCACCAGCAUCGUGAUGAAGGAAAAACCAAAGCAUAAACUGACCUUGGGCUUUCCUGUCCAUACUUCUAGAAAGAACAUUUGUCAACUCUGACAAACCAUAAUCUCUCUUGAAGAUACUGGAAUAUACACAUAACAGUUUUUUUUUUAUCUCUUAUCUUCGGCAAUGCA